AUGUCCUUCGGCGGCAAAAGCGUGCUGCCCCUGGAAUAUACGCAGCAAGAAGGCUGGCGGUUGGCGGUUGAUCACUUUUAUGGCUUCAUCAUGCCGGAGAGGGGUGAUAAUCACUACGCUGUGUGGCCGCUCGUCGUCAUCAUCAUCCUCUCAAGAACAUUUCUCUCCAACACCUCUCAAACAGCCACCUUCAACGUCCACCACCACCAACACACUGUCUCCUCGCUGCUUGACCCCGGCCCGAGCAUGAGCACCACAACAGUUGUUGGUACGGGCCUGCAUUCGUUUGCGCUGUCGCCCAAUUGGAAGACGAAGAUGGCCACGUCCACCACCUCCCAGGACUCGCCGUUGGAUAAAUUCCCGCUCUUCGACGACACCGUUGCGCCCGUCACGGCCGACCAGAACGGCCUCAACAAUGACCCCCUCUUUGCUCAUCAGUCGUUACACUACUCACAGCCUACCAGAUGGAUGCCGCGGAAACAAGCUUCUCUCUCUCCCGUGGGUCCUAAACAGCGCCCGCGAAAAAGUAUCAGUGAAGCCAUCGACGGCUUUAGAGAUCGUGGCACAAGCGUCAGUGUCAAUGCCCAGGAGCUCGCGGAGGCCUUGAAAGCUCCUGUGUCGUAUAAACUCAUUGGUCUCUGCGUCAUCUGGUAUAUGACCUCCGCUCUCACCAACACUUCCUCCAAGUCCAUCCUGAAUACUCUUCCAAAACCAAUUACUCUUACAAUCAUCCAAUUCGCCUUUGUAUCGAUAUGGUGCUCCAUCCUCGCGUCUCUCGCGUCCCUAUUCCCCUCCCUCCGACGAGCUAUUCCCGCUCUAAAAAAUGACCACACUACCUCUGGGCCAUGUUUCAGGUUCUAG
Molecule: messenger RNA, 861 nt
Organism: Histoplasma mississippiense
Lineage: Eukaryota; Fungi; Ascomycota; Eurotiomycetes; Onygenales; Ajellomycetaceae
Exons: 6
Coding region: 1-861 (286 amino acids)
Source: RefSeq, a predicted model, not a curated record